Messenger RNA from Salvia splendens (bonfire salvia), 3887 nucleotides. RefSeq names its product putative disease resistance protein RGA3. The transcript is spliced from 2 exons. Gene Ontology annotation, molecular function: protein binding; ADP binding. The record is from RefSeq and is a predicted model, not a curated record. Lineage: Eukaryota; Viridiplantae; Streptophyta; Magnoliopsida; Lamiales; Lamiaceae. The coding region runs from base 484 to 3606 and encodes 1040 amino acids.
CUUUGGGAAAAAUUUGGAAAGCUUUCUUGAGAAAAAUCUAAAAUGGAUGUUAUCUGUUACAAACUGAAAACAUCUCUCUCUCGUUCUUAUGUAUGAGAACCGAAUAAGAGAGCUUAACAACUAACAAACUAGAAAGCUGAAACAAACACAAAAAACUGUUACAAAUCCAACGGCUAGUUGAAUCUACGGUUGACAUUCAAUCUUGCAGAUGGCGCGCUUGAUCGGACGGCUCCUGAAGCUCGGGAGCUGUGACCUUCUUCUCGGCAGUUACGAGCUCGGGACUCUUCUCGUCAGUUACGAGCUCGGGACUCUUCUCGGCAGUUACGAGCUCGGGACUCUUCUCGGCAGUUACGAGCUCGGGACUCUUCUCGGCAGUUACGAGCUCGGGACUCUUCUAUUUUCCUCACACUCAGCAACUAAUAAUCAUUAUUCACACCCAAUAUAUUGGAUUGAAGAGAAAAAGAGCAGCUCCAAAUCACACGAAUGGCGGAUGCUAUUGUUUCAAAAGUGUUGGGGAGAAUUGCAACUAUGUUAGAAGAUGAAGUCAAUUUGGUGAAAGGCAUGAAGAAGGAGCUUCAAAAUCUUUCCAAGAAGCUCAACACGAUCCGAGAGGUGUUGGAUGAUGCAGAAAAGAGAGCAGUGAAUGGUGAAAGUGUCAAAAGUUGGUUGAAGGAGCUCGAAGCUACGUCUUAUGAGAUGGACGACAUUUUGGAUGAAUGGAACUAUUCUCUUCUCAAAGAUAAGAUGGAAGAUUUUGCUGAGAAAUGCUGCUCCUUCGUGAUAUGUUUAUGUUUCAGGGACAUUUCUUUUCAUCGUGAUAUUGCCAAGAAAAUAGAACAUGUGAAUGCCACGCUUGAUCAGAUCUUAAGGGAGAAGGAUGAUUUUAAUUUUGUCAUCUCUCCGGUGCCGGUGCCGGUGCCUGAGUCUCACCGAGAACAAUCCACAUCUUCAAUUGACUUCAAUAGUGUUUAUGGGUCGGAUAUAUAUAAGAAAAGGGAUGACAUAGUGAAGAAUAUGAUGCUUAAUGGUGAUCAUACCCAAAUUCUGUCUAUAGUUGGGACGGGAGGACUUGGGAAGACCACACUUGCUCAACUUAUUUUUAACCAUCCUCAUUUUGAGAAAGAUUGGUUAAAAAUUUGGGUAUGUGUCUCUGAUCCCUUUAUUGUGUCUAAGGUUGCCAAAGAUAUUGUUAAAAGUGUGGGAACAGAGACGAUUCCUCCAGAUGCUGACCAACUAGAAUUGGCAUUACAAAAACUAAAAGCAUCUGUUUCAGGAAAAAGGUUUCUUCUCGUCCUUGAUGAUGUUUGGACAGAAGACAGUGACAAAUGGAAUCCUCUGAAAAUCAAUCUCGAUUAUGGUGCAGCAGGAAGUAAAGUUCUAGUGACAACGAGAAAUGAAAGGGUAGCUAAGAUGAUGGGUACCUUAGACAGUGAUAUCUAUCACCCAAAAGAGCUUAGUCUUGAAGAGUGUUGGUCAUUGUUGCGUGACGUGUCCCUUGCAGGAAAGAGUGAGGAGGAACGUGAAAAAUUUAAGAACGUGGGCAUGGAAAUAGCUAGCAAGUGCAAGGGAUUGCCUCUUGCUGCAGUUGUUUUAGGAAGACUUUUGCAAUUCAAGGAUUUGGAAGGAUGGGAACAUGUCGAGAAGAGUGAAAUAUGGGAAUUGGAUAACGAUGAAGUUAAGCUUUUUUCUCAUUUGCUUUUAAGCUACAAUGAAUUGUCACCGGCUCUUAAGCAUUGUUUUUCAUACUGUGCCAUCUAUCCUAAAGAUCACAAAAUUCAUGCAGAGAGUUUGAUAGAAGAGUGGAUGGCGCAAGGUUAUCUGGGCUCUAUUAGUGGAAAUGGUGAAGUGGAACUCAAAGGACGAGAGUACUUGAACAAUUUAGCAAUGCUCUCUUUGUUUCAAGAUAUUGAGCUAAGUGAGUCGGGAGAGCAAAUAGAAUGGUGUAAAAUGCAUGAUAUAAUACAUGAUUUCGAUCAUUUUCUUAGAAAGAAUGACGAUAAAGAGAGCAGUUGUCAAGCUUGUGGUCGAUCAUCGAUUUCUCUUGUCCAAAAAUAUCGUAGUCUAUUUUGGAACUAUGGAUAUUCUCUUGAUGAGAAAGAGAAAGUUUGUGGUUGCAUGAAAAGUCUUAGGAUGUUAAGAAUUCGGAGUGUAUCUUCUCCAGUGGGAUUGGAAACACUGAUUCACUUGAGAUGGUUGGAUAUUAGUUGGAUUGCAUUAUCAAAGGAUGACCUCGAAAUCAUAUGCAUGCUUUAUUUCUUGCAAUCUCUUCUCUUAUCAUCGUGCGAGCUGACAGAGAUACCACAACAAAUUGGGAGUUUGAAUCAGUUAAGACGACUUGACUUAAGUGAGAAUGUAAAAUUAAAGGAGUUACCAGAGAGCAUGGGCCGUUUGGUUGAAUUGCGAACUCUUUCCUUAGAAAACUGCAGACUAACAGAGAUUCCACAAGAAAUUGGGAAUUUGGUUCAGUUAAGACGACUUGACUUAAGUGGGAAUGAAGAACUAAAGGAGUUACCAGAGAGCAUGUGUAAAUUGGUUGAAUUGCGAACUCUUUCCUUAGAAGGCUGCUCUCUAAAAGAGAUUCCACGAGAAAUUGGGAAUUUGGAUCAGUUAAGACGACUUGACUUAAGUGGGAAUGAAGAACUAAAGGAGUUGCCAGAGAGCAUUUGUAGUUUGGUUGAACUGCAAAUCUUGAAGAUAGAAGGCACUAGUAUCAACUGUCUACCUGAAGCAUUAGGUGAGUUAAGUAAUCUCCACACACUCGAACUGUGUCCAUUCAAAGUAGGAAGUCAAUACAACAAGUUUGGUUUUCUGAAAAAUUUACACCAUCUUAUUGGAUCUCUAGAAUUGGAAAUCUACUUGAGUAGUAUGAGUGAAAUGGUGGAAUUGGUUGAAGAUGCUCGACAGGAACAAUUGACGACACUCCUUCAAAAACUCGAAACACUCAAACUAUCUUUCGAGGUUACGAUGAAUGAAACGGAGCAGUCAUCAUCAUCAUCAUCAUCAUCAAUGUGGAUGGAGUUAGUAGAAGCUCUCGUACCCCAUCGCACGUUGAACAUUCUGGUACUCAUUCAAUAUAAGGGCUCUAGGCUUCCGCAUUGGAUGUCAUCGCCCCUCAACUUUAUAAAAGAGAUCUGUUUGGGUAUUUUGAGUGAGGUGUCAUCAUUGCCGUCUAUGGGGAAACUACCUUUCUUGGAAAUUCUCAAUAUUUUCAGUGUGGAGCAAUUGAUGUUUGUGGGAAGGGAGUUUUUGGGAAUAGAAUCUUCAUCUCAUGAUAUCGUUGUUGUUGCAUUUCCCAAACUCAAGAAACUGGGAUUUUUUGAAUGCUCCAAAUGGGAGGAGUGGGAGGACAUAACAGAGGAAGAAGAAGAAUCUGCGGCCAUCUCCAUCAUGCCAUGUCUCACACGCUUGUCUAUCAUUUGGUGUGGGAGUUUGAAGAAGCUGCCGCAUCGCCUCCUUCGUAAGGUCUCCUCGUCUUUGCUGUUGUUGAAUAUCAGUGGUUCACCAGAGCUAGUAAAAACAUACGGAGAGGACAAGGAAGGUUCAGGUUGGAGAUCCAUAUCCCAACAUAAUCCCCAACUUCGACUUCAACUUAAACUUCUCCUUUAGGUCUAAUGCAGAUAUUUAUGUCUUUUGAUUUGUUUAGCCUUUUUGAGAUUGAAUUUGGGAUUGUAAUAUGUAUUUUUCUUCUUUAGUCUAAAUUUUUAUUAGACGGAUACUCUUUUUCCUUCCUGGUGUUUUUCCCUUUGGGUUUUUUCACAAUGGAGGUUUUAACGAGGUCCGGCUUUUGAGUGAUCAUUAUGUGGUCUCCAAGGUUUAGGUAUUGUUUUUAGUGACAUAAUCAUUUGGCUUUUUUUAAUUGUGUAAAUAAUAUACUCCUAUUUAGUAAA